Messenger RNA from Zasmidium cellare ATCC 36951, 771 nucleotides. RefSeq lists its product as uncharacterized. The record is from RefSeq and is a predicted model, not a curated record. The transcript has a single exon. Bases 1 to 771 code for a protein of 256 amino acids. NCBI's taxonomy places the organism in Eukaryota, Fungi, Ascomycota, Dothideomycetes, Mycosphaerellales, Mycosphaerellaceae.
AUGGGGAAGCAGCUAGUAGAGUUCGCACCCGGCUUCUCAGCUUACGCCGGCGGUGUUGAAGAAACCCGAUUCAUCUACAAGGAGAUCUUCCAAGACCACGCCUACAAUGUCGCUGAGCUGCCUGAAGACGCCUUCAUCGUCGACGCCGGCGCCAACGUGGGCAUUUUCACGCUCUACAUGAAGAAGAAGUACCCGACGUCGACGAUCCUCGCUUUCGAGCCAGCCCCAGAGACCUUCGACGCGCUGAGUGACAAUGUCAAGCUCCAUGAGCUCAAGGACGUCGAGUUGCACGAGUGUGCGUUGGGUGCGGAAGAUGGUGUCCAGACUUUCGUCUUCUACCCGAUGGUGCCUGGCAAUUCAACGCUCGUCCCGGAGGAAAAGGAGCUUGUGACGAAGAUGUUUCGUGGACUUGAGGACGACUUCUGGGACGAAGCGGGGAGAAUGUACGAAAACAAUCAAGAGGUUCCUGUGCAGGUUCGCCGACUGUCCAACUUCCUCACCGGGCGUGAGAAUCUCAAAAGGAUCGAUUUGCUCAAAGUCGAUAUCGAGGGUGUGGAGCUGGAGGUCUUGCGUAGUCUGGAGGAAGCCCACUGGGCAAUGGUUGCGAAUGUGGUGGUGGAGAUCUGUGACCUACGAGGCGGGCGACUUGAUGCUUUGGAGAGCCUGUUGACGUCGAAAGGGUUUCGUGUUAAGACUGAUAGCCCUGAAUGGUCGCCAAAAGAAGGGAAGAUGUUUAUGGUCGUUGGGCACCGCGACGUAGCGGUUGGUUAG